This is a messenger RNA of Nanorana parkeri, 2113 nucleotides long. RefSeq names its product macrophage stimulating 1 (gene MST1). Bases 1 to 2082 code for a protein of 693 amino acids. Lineage: Eukaryota; Metazoa; Chordata; Amphibia; Anura; Dicroglossidae. Gene Ontology annotation, molecular function: serine-type endopeptidase activity. The transcript has 18 exons. The record is from RefSeq and is a predicted model, not a curated record. Gene Ontology annotation, biological process: proteolysis.
AUGAGGAGGGACAGUGAUUUAUCAAUUGCUCAUGUCUUGUUGGAAUGCUCCCCCCCAGGACCCCGUAAUGAAGGUGAUGGCGACGGCAGCAGUAGUUUUGGUUCUGAAGCCGGAGGAUGGGGAGCGGAGGGGGAGGAUGAUGUCCGGCGUCCUCUCAUCCGGUGUGUUCUGUGUCCGUCUCUCACAGCUCAGCUCAGCCCCCUCAAUGACUACCAGCGAUCCAAAGCCACCGAGCUGUCGCACCUCCACGAGGGAGACCAGAAGGUGGAGAUGAAAGGAGACGUCCACGUGUGUGCCAAGAAAUGCUCUAGUGUGCUGGACUGCAGGUCCUUCGACUACAACCUGAAGACUCACAGCUGCCGCCUGCUGCCAUGGACACAGAAUUCCCCCCUCGUCACCAUGACGAAGAAUGUCAACUACGACGUCUACCAGAAAAAGGACUAUGUCCGGGGAUGUGUGGCGGGGGAUGGGGCGACAUAUCGUGGAACGGUCUCGCAGACUGUGAAGGGGAAAACCUGCCAACACUGGAGGAUGAAAUUCCCGCAUGACCACAUAUACUUUCCAACUGCUCAGAACGGUCUGGAUGAGAAUUAUUGCCGGAACCCAGACAAGGAUGCGGAGGGCCCGUGGUGCUACACCACCGACAAGAACGUAUACCCCGACAAACAUCUGGAUGACAAUUAUUGCCGCAAUCCGGACGGUUCAGAGAGGCCGUGGUGCUACACCUCCGACCCGCAGGUGGAGAGGCAGUACUGCAAAAAAACAAUUGCUGUAGAGAAGCAGCGGCUACAGAAUUUACCAAUAAUCAGCCAUUGUUUCACUGGACGAGGAGAGGGCUACCGGGGCAAGGCCUCAGUGACCACCUCCGGAAUCCCCUGCCAGCGCUGGGACUCCCAGACUCCGCACAAACACCGCUUCGUCCCGGAGAAAUACCCCUGCAAGAACCUGGAGGAGAACUAUUGCCGCAAUCCGGACGGUUCGGAAGCUCCGUGGUGUUUCACCUCCAACCCCAACAUAAGAGUCGCGUACUGCUUCCAGAUCAAACGUUGCCCUGAUGAUGUCACAGACACCGGAUGCUUCCAUGGGAACGGGGAGACCUACAGCGGAUCCGCCAACAGGACCAGGAAGGGGGUUCCGUGCCGCAACUGGAGCGAGAAAGCCAAUGACAUUCAGUUCACGUUUGGAGAUAAUCUGCAGGAAAACUACUGCCGGAACCCGGACGGUGACAGUCAUGGCCCCUGGUGCUACACCAAGGACCCCAAAACACCCUUCGAUUACUGCGCCAUCAAACAUUGCGAUGAGGGGCCUCCAAUCAGUCUAAAGGAAGCAGAGAACAUCGCAUUUGAUUCUUGUGGGAAAAGAGUCGAUAAAUCUCCCAGCAAGAAAGCUCGGAUAGUUGGUGGUCAUCCUGGAAACUCGCCGUGGACUGUGAGCCUGAGGAACAGACAAGGAGACCAUUUCUGUGGGGGGUCCCUGGUGAAGGAAAAUUGGGUGAUCAGCACUCGCCAGUGUUUCUCUUCAUGUGACGCCGAUCUGUCCGGAUAUCACGCCAUGGUGGGAACACUCUUCACCAACCCAGCACCAAAUGACCCCGAUAAACAGUCCGUACCCAUCAGCAAGAUCAUGUGUGGGCCCUCUGACUCCAGUCUGGUGAUGUUGAAACUGGAGAGGCCGGUCACCCUGAACUCCCGGGUGGCUCUGAUCUGUCUCCCCCCAGAGCGAUAUAUUGUCCCUCCGGACACCAAGUGUGAGAUUGCCGGCUGGGGGGACACCCGAGGUUCCGGGCACCAGGACGUCCUCAAGGUGGCCACCUUCACUAUAAUCAGUAAUGAGGAAUGUAAUCUGGGGAGCGCCAAGAUCCGGGCCCAGGACAGCGAUAUCUGCACCAGGGCCGUGCCCAUAGAGGUCGGAGCCUGCGAGGGUGAUUACGGAGGUCCGUUGGCCUGCCUGACCCAUGACUGCUGGGUGCUGGAGGGGGUGAUCAUCCCGGCCCGCGGCUGUGGGAAGAAGAAUGUUCCGGGCGUCUUCACUCGUGUCUCCGUCUACGUGGACUGGAUCAAUAAAGUUAUGAAGAUGAUGUGACGGCGGCUCGGCCUGUAAUGUGAAUAGAGAC